CCGCUGAAAAAUUCGCUCCGCUUCGUUGUCUGUCUACAAAUCUCUAUCUUGAGCAAUCCUGUGAAAUUGUGAUUUUUUUUAUUUUUUUAAUAAAAUAAUUGAAAGAGUAUAACAACUUGUUGCAAGUUGCAUAAAAAUACUAUUUGCAAAGAUAUGGUAAACUAACAAUAAAGGCAGCGAAACAAAUAAAUAAAUGAAGGAAAAAAAUUGUUUUUGUCAUCAACUCAGACACGUAUUAAACGACGUUCGUUGUAUUUUGUAAUGUCAACGCCAUCACCAAAUGAUGGAAAUUCUUCGGAAGAAUUUUAUAGGGGUGGAAUUAAUCCAAAUAUACCACAGCCGCCACAGAUUCCGCAGUAUGUAAGCGGGUUGGGUAUACCACAAACGUCUGUUGCUGCCGGACAACAUCAGGCUCAGCCACCACCACCGCCGCCGCCACAGUUUGUGCAUUGGCCAAAUCCGUUGAUUGGUGGUACUCCCUUUAUGCAACAGCAUCAUCCUCCACAGCAGCUCUUUAAUGAUGUACUAUUCAACAUACAAGCCCAAGCUGCUUAUGCUGCAUCGGUUCCCCAAACGCCAGCUCCUCAACAGGAAACAUAUUCAGUUUUGAGGGUGGGUAAUGGUAAUUUCUUGAAAAUUUAUCACUGCCCCGAAAAUGCAAUGGGUCCUUUGCCUGGAGAAACUUCAUUUGCCCCCCUACACCAUCCACCACCAUUUAAUCCACAACAAACCCAACAAGCGGCGGCCUAUCAUCAUAUACAACAACAACCAACCAGCGUCCAGCCAACACCACAGCAGCAACAUUCGCAGGGGCAGCAACAGACGCCAUCACAUUUAGCACCUAACUCUAAUACUGGCACUAAUGCACCACAGAUUUAUAACAGCUAUGAACUAUUUUCAAGUAAUACAUUCACACAAUUGCCAACUGCAGAAAUGCCACCUGUGCUGGUGCUCGGUACAAGCAACAAUAUUCGCGAUGAACAACCAAUAAAUGUAUCUGAAGAAUAUGUAGAAACUGAACUACAAGUUUCGCAGACAAUGUUGGAAGGAAAUAACACUGUGGACAAUGUCUCAAAUAAUUGGCUGGAAAAUUCAAUCGCACCUCCGCUUUACGAACAAUUUGAAAAUUCACAAACAAUUCAAUCUGAAACUGAAUAUCUUGCCCAUAUGGAAUUAGAACUUCCUAAAAAUGCAAACGUAAUCAAUACUGAGAACUCCGAUAAAAACGUAGAUGCUGCCAAUUACAUUGCCAUUCAACCACAACAGCAACAAAUUACACAGAUCAAUACUCCCAUAAAAGUACAAUCAUCUAAAGACAAACAUCAAAUUAUACAAUCUCCCCUGACUCACAAGUCAGAGAUACCACGACAAGAAGCUCCAAAAAAACGCAUAGUUGCUGAAGUGAAACCCAUGCGUAUGACCUAUUCCGAUGUUUUGAGUAAAAUCAAUAAUCAGACACAACAAAAUGCUUCUAACUAUGUUGCAAAUAAUCAGAAUAGUUCACUAAAUGCAUUAAUUCGAAAUCAGCAAAAAUCAUCUGGAAAAUCUUCGUCUUCAUCAUCGUCUUCGGCUGAUAAUAAUGGACGACGAAGUUUGGAAGAGUUCGCUUCUAAUCGUUCAUCUAAAAAAUCUCCAACUCAUGAUAAUAAAGAAAAUCAACAACACCUAACACCACAGCAACAGCAGCAACUAAAUAAAAAUAUGAACAAGAGAUCUUCUGCAAGUGUUGGAAAUACAAUGGUUGGAAAUGGAAACAAUAGUUCAAACUAUAAAAACCCGACAGUUACAUCAACUGUCCAAAAGAAUAUCAUAAAUAAUCUGAAGAGUAGUGUUAAUGAUUUGCAGCAGCAACAAACGCAGCCACAGACCCAGCAGCAACAACAACAGCCGCAGAAUCUGCAAAAGAAACGUGUUAACAAAAAUGUUGAUACACAAGUUAAUGGAGGAAAAAAUGGAAACGAUUCGCGAGGAUCUUCCAAAGGCAAUACAAAUAACAAUGCAACUGCUUCGGCUAAUGUAUAUAAUGGUACAAACAAUACAUAUGUCCGUAAGGCAGCAAAAUCUCCGAAUUCUUCGUCUUCUUAUGGUAGCACAUCGGGUAGCGGACAGCAGCGAUCACGUUAUCAAAAUAAUUCAAAUGCUUCUUACUCAUACUCAUCUACGAAACGCAAUCGAAACAAUAGUUCGUAUGGUACUUCAUCUACACCCUCAUACGGUGGUGGAUCUGGUAACAAUCGUAACUAUGAGUUGGCAAAACGUUUCCUCAAGGCUUGGUACUCUUAUACUUUGAAAAUAUUGAUAUGGCUAUUUAAUUUGGUAUAUGAUAUUGUUGUUGUUGGCUGUAGUAUACUGUACGAUCGUUUGGCAUCCGGUUAUGAGUAUUGCAAGACAUAUGGCCAACAAUUAUGGAAAGAUUUAAAACAGAAUUCGAAUAAACCCAGCAUUUGGUUUAAGAAUACAUGUCGACGUUUUGAUGCAAGAUUUUCGAAAACAAGCAAAUGGGCAUUUUGGCGAAGAUUUUAUAAAAAACGCCCGCCAGAUAUUUCAAGUGAAGCUACCAAAACUGGUCGUUUACCGCAGACCGGAGAAGAGGCAAUGUACCAACUAUUAAACUGUAAAGGAAAGGAUGCAUACAGUAUUUUGGGCGUUCCACGUAAUAGCUCACAAGAACAAAUACGUAAGCAUUACAAGAAAAUUGCUGUUCUGGUGCACCCCGACAAAAAUAAACAACCGGGCGCAGAGGAGGCAUUUAAAGUUUUGCAAAGGGCAUUCGAAUUAAUUGCGGAACCGGAAAAUCGUCUAUCCUAUGAUCAAAGUUUAGCGGAAGCAUUACAUGCUGAAAAAGCCUGGACAGAACUGCACGACUUGCUAUCACAGUUACAAACUAAAAUCACCGAAGCUGCUAAUACAAUAAGAUGUAGUACAUGUGGCCUACGCCAUCCUAGGAAAAUAACCGAUCGGCCCCAUUAUGCUGCUCGUGAAUGUGCAUCAUGCAAAAUACGACACUCGGCAAGAGAGGGAGACAUAUGGGCUGAAACAAGUAUGCUUGGAUUACGUUGGAAAUAUUUGGCAUUGAUGGAGGGUAAAGUUUAUGACAUUACCGAAUGGGCCAACUGUCAAAAAGGGGCCUUGGCUCAUUUGGAACCAAAUUCGCAUAUGGUACAAUAUCGUAUUGUUCGUGGAGCUCAACAGCAACAACAUCAGCAGCAGCAACAACAAAAACAACAAUCACAUCACCAACAACAACAGCAUCAACAAAAUGCUGGAUCUCAUUAUGCCGGCGGUGGACCAGCAGGUGGUAAAUUUAAACGUGAUAACAUACCAACAACUGAGGCAUCUUUGCAUGAGUUCCUCGACAACUUGUACAGUGGUCAACAUCCCCAGCAACAGAAUUCCUCUGCAUAUGCGGGUUCCGGCCGUCGGCGAAAUCGCCGUUAGUUUGAGUAGUUUUUUUUUUAUUUUAUUUUUAAGUUCCUCUCUACUCUUUCCAUUUUCUCAAUUUAUCUGUUAAUUAUUUCACCACAAAAUUAUACUCUGUUAGAAUUCCCUAUUAUUUUUUUUUUGCCAUUUAUUAUAGUACACACAUUAUGUAUUCCAAUUAAUUUGUUUUAUAAUGUACACAUCACCCGACCCCUUCUAUCGAAUUUCUUUGUUUAUUUUGUUAGUGUAUUUUUAUAUUUUCAGUAAAGAUAUGUUUUUAAGUUUUCUCUUUUUUUACUAUAUAUUAGUAAUUUUACCAAAUAACAUACAUGCAACUUUCGUUAAGAAAGCAAAAAAAAAAAAAAAAAAACUUAAAAAAAAGUAUAUUUAAACUCAAAUAUUAUUAAUGUAUUACAUUUAAAUGUAGUGUUAAUUACUCAUAAAUAUAACACUUCGCAAAUGUCGAACAUAAAAUUGGCAUUGAAUUUCAUUUUGAUUGUAAAGAGAAGAAACAUAAUGAAUGGAAAAUACUCCGUAUCCACAGUAUCGAGGUGACUUACUUGUA
This is a messenger RNA of Musca domestica (house fly), 3985 nucleotides long. RefSeq names its product dnaJ homolog dnj-5. Bases 262 to 3438 code for a protein of 1058 amino acids. Gene Ontology annotation, molecular function: dopamine receptor binding. The transcript has 7 exons. NCBI's taxonomy places the organism in Eukaryota, Metazoa, Arthropoda, Insecta, Diptera, Muscidae. The record is from RefSeq and is a predicted model, not a curated record.